UCUGCUAACAGAAUAGUUGCUAAAGCUGCCAUCUUUGAAGUGAAAUGUGAUAAAUAAUGGAAAAGUCUGCUGCAGAAGAAGUGUUGGAGUGAAACAAAAUGUGUGUCAGAUGCAUAAAGUUUUGGUUUGCUGCAGAUGAGUUAAGAACUUGUCAGAUAAGCAGCAGAUAGUUGUGAAACUGUCCACAGACACUAGAAGUUAAUACAGCUCCAUCAACAAAGUUAUGACUCAGUUAAACCUUUUAGUUAUGGAUGCGGUGUAAACAUGCUCUCUUUGGCCUGCUCUGAUAGCAGGAGGAGUUUAAAAGUUGUUUUUAACUUUAAGACAAUAUUAUUUAUGAGUUAUUGUUGGGUUCAUGAAUAAAAAGUAAAAAAUAGAUGGGGUUCACUUGUUCUUUUGCCUGCCUCCUGAAACCUCCCACUGUUGCAGUGUCUGCAGCCUCUUAAACAAUCAGUAGGCAGCCAACAUCAUUCCAGCGUCAUCUCCAUGGAAACGAGCUGUGGCUGCCCUAAUGAUUGGGUCCCGUCUCAAAGGCUGUCUUUUUGUAAUAGGACGAGAGGAGCAGAACUCCCUGCCCCCUCCUCUCAGUGGCUCUUGUCGUCUUACGCUCACACAUUUCCCCCUUCCACCUCGUUCUUUAUCUUUAUAGCGCUGCUAUCAAGUCAGGAUUAAGCCGUUCUGUCGAGUCUUGUUGAAUCUGGAUGAAGUGAUCUCUAACACAGCUGCAUCAGAGACGAGAGAAAUGCAGCUGAGGAGUCAUCGUGCCGCCCGUGUCCCUGCCUCGCGGAGGGAAUGGAGACCAGUUAGUUAGACUGUUUUCCCUUUUUCACAUUUCUUCCUUUUUGUGGUUUUAAUUUCAGCCUACGUGAUCUGUUCAGCAUCAUGUAGGGUACGAAGCGCAGCUGUGGAUCAUUUUCUGUUCAUGACAGAAGCUUAAGAUGACAAGGGAGCAGAAACGUGCUUUUAAUGCCGUGAGCAGGACUCAAAAUUCAACUUUUCUAUAAAGAUUGUGAACAAGAUGUGAAAGAAUUCCGCAACGCACUCACAACGUUUGAGUUCUUGUCGCAAAGCAAGGCCGAAAACAUGGAACUGAUUGUCCUGGUGUUGGGCAGCGUCACUGCGUAGGGAGACUGGUAGCUCCUGGCUGCAUCUUUGCUAUUUUUGUUUUCCUGGUUCCUGACACAUUGUUUGGUGAUGCGACAUGAUGCACUUGCUUGGCUUUUGAACCAUCACAUCAGCUUUAAAGAUAAACAGUUUAUGAACUGUUGGAGAACAAGAAGCCAGUGAACAGCUGAUCAAUCUCUCUUCUUCAUCUAAAGUGAAGAUGUAACAGCUCAGUCUUGGCUGGUUGCCUUAUCCGGUCAUGUAGAUCCCGUCUGCUCUGUGUGACUUCACCGGAGUGACAUGUAUGACCUGUGCACUCGGCCUGAGCAGCCCGAACCCGCACCGACGCACUCGGAGAUGGAGAGCCGCGAAGAGGCGGAAGCUCUUGGGCAACAACAGCAGGAGACGAGGGGGUCUUCGGAGCACCGCGGGAUUUCAGACAAGGACAUCCCAACCAUUGAUAAUUUGACAACGUCGUUGUUGGGAAAGAGGCACCACUCGCUUUACGCAAACCUCAGCGGCUUUGAAGUGGAAGGGGUUCGAAAGAAUGGUACAGAUUACGGGUUCCUGGUGCGACAGAACUCCGAACUCCUGCGAGCACUCGACAAGCUGGAGAAGACUUGCAACACUCUGAGGGAGGAGAAUAGCCUGCUGAAAAAGAGCAGCGCCCCCGAGACUGAGGAGAAGGUCAGGCGGUUGAGGAGGAAGAACACUGAGCUGGCUGUUCUUGCUAAGAGACUGGAAGAAAGGGCUCGGAAACUCCAGGAGGCCAACCUCAGAGUGGUGAAUUCCCCGUCCCUGCUGAGACCUGGUUCAGUGGAACAGUAUAAGAAAGCCUUCGCCCGUCAGCGAGCUCGUGACCUGGCCCAGCAUGCUGAUGCUUUGCUAUCUAAGGACAAAGAGAUUGCUGCCCUCCAGGACGACUGCAGGGAGCUGGAAGCUCAACUCCGCACAAAUCAGGGCUCGACUGUUCAGUCCAGAGGGGUGGAAUAUGAAAACCUUCUCAGGGAGUCUCAGAAGGAGGUGCUGCGGCUCCAGAGGCAGCUGUCGGUCACUUCGUGCAGGCAGCAGCACAACCAGAGUUCCGACCACGGAGACACACAGAGGUGUGAAGAAAACGCCAAGGAGGCGGGGCAGGAGAAGGUUUUAGGAGAGACCCUGUGUGGGGGAUUAGAUGAAGGUCCGUCCGGGUGUGAGAAGACUUGUUCAGAAAAGGAGCAGUCGUGGCUACAAGUGACGCCCCCACCGGGCCUUAGCCCGAUCCCCUCCCAUCAGGAGGGAUCUGCUGAGGAGCAGCGCCUACUGUUUCUGGAGCGUGAGCUGAGCAAGAAGAGAAAAGAAUGUGAAAACCAUGAGCAUGAAGUCAAGAAGCGACAGAAGAGAUGUCUGGAUUUAGAGAGCCAGCUUGAGGAUGAGCAAAGCCAAAAUGAGCAACUAAAGGAGGAGGUAGAACUCCUCAGGAGGAAGGCACAGCUGCUCGACCAGACUCGUGCAGAGAAUGAGGAGCUGAGGGAAGAUCUCUCUGAAGUGACCGCUCAACACAACUCAGUUCUCGAGGAGAACCAGAAACUCCGUGCCAAACUGGAGAACCUAGAGCAGGUCCUAAAGCAUAUGCGAGAGGUCGCCGAGCGAAGGCAGCAGCUGGAACUGGAGCAUGAGCAGGCACUGGCUAUCCUUAAGUUCAAACAGGAUGAAAUCAAACGAUUACAGCGGGCUCAGUUAUUUGCCAAGAGGGAACACGAAGGCGUGGUUCAGAUGCUGGAGGAGUUGACUCAGCUUGUGCUGCGGAGGGAGCUGUCGAAGGUACGAGACCUGGAGGAGAAAUGCCGCAGCCAAAGCGAACAGUUCGGCUUGUUGUCCCAGGAGUUGGAGAAGUUUCGCCUUCAGGCUUCGAAAGUGGACCUGGCCAGCUCCAGCCUCCUCAACAAUCCCAGCCUGUCUGUUCUGGCCAACGGGGUGGGGCUGACAACAGAGCGAGACUGUGCUGGUGGCACUUUGGAUUUGGUGUCCCUGGGUGAGAUAGCCUUCUGGAGUCUCGAGGGGGGGGACACUCUCUCCUGCCCUGAGGAUGUGGCCGCUGCCCUGCGCCUAGGCUCCACCCCCCAUGCUGCAGGAUUCUCCAGAGUGGAGCGCUCGCCUGUCACCAAACACAGAGAGCUGCCCACCAUCAGCGUCAGCAAGUCUUCCUCCACCAAGUCGGAGAGCAGCGCUCACCUCACCCCCAAGUCAGACACACACCUCAGUCCACACAAAUCAAGCCCAACGCACGAGGUGGACACCGCCAGCGAGGUGGAGGAGUUGGACAUCGACAUGGCUCCAGCACCUUACAUGGCCACCCGAGCUGCACCAAAGCUUCACGUUUUCAUUGCCAGAUACAGUUAUAAUCCUUACGACGGUCCGAAUGACAAUCCGGAGGUGGAGCUGCCGCUCACUGCUGGAGAGUAUAUUUAUGUCUAUGGAGACAUGGAUGAUGAUGGUUUCUAUGAAGGUGAGCUGAUGGACGGGCGGAGAGGGCUGGUUCCCUCUAACUUUGUGGAGCGCGUGUCUGACGACGAUGUGAUGGGCGCUCACCAUCCAGAGACGGGAGACGCAUCCCACAACUCCCUGCUAGACAGCAGCCUGCACAGUGCCAGCCACCAGCAUCACCUCCACGUGGGAGUCAGCGCCUCAGCCACCUCUGGCCCCCCCUCGACCCUGUCAGAUUCAGCAUCAGCCUUGGCUGUCCCAGCCCCCCUCACCAACGGCCUGGACUUGGACUUGGAGGAGGUGGGAGUGGAUGUUGUGCCUUACCCACGUAAACUCACUCUCAUCAAGCAGCUUGCCAAGAGCAUCAUCAUUGGCUGGGACCCUCCGCUGGUGCCGGCUGGGUGGGGCAAUGUGUGGAGCUAUAAUGUGUACGUGGACCAGGAGCUGCGGAUCAACGUGCCCUUUGGUGCCCAGACCAAAGCGGUGCUGGAGCGGCUGGACAUAAACCUCAAAGCCUACCGUGUGUCGGUUCAGAGCCUGACAGAGAAAGGCCUCUCGGACCAGCUCCGCUGCAGCAUGCUGGUCGGUCGGGACGUUAGCGUGGCGCCCACGCAGCUGCACGUGGACGGAAUCACCGCCACUUCUGCCAACCUGACCUGGCUGCCCAGCAACAGCAACUAUGUGCACAUUGUGUCUUUGAACGAGGAAGAGUGUGAGCUGGUGAAGGCUGGCUGCUACUCACUGUGCCUAAAUAACCUCUCGCCCAGCCUGCAGUACACUGUCAAAGUGGAGGCGCGGCCACACAGAACACCGUGGGAGUUGCCUGCGGAGCGGCGGGAGCACAGAAGUGCUAUAAUCACCUUCAACACGCUGAUGGCAGGCCCACCUGACGCUCCGCUGGAUGUGCAGCUGGAGCCUGGUCCAUCUGCUGGGAUUGCUCUCAUCAGCUGGCUGCCAGUCACCAUCGACGCAGCCGGAACGUCCAACGGAGUCCGUGUCGUCGGGUACACCAUAUAUGCUGACAAGAAAAAGGUGCUGGAGGUGGCGUCUCCCACAGCAGGAAGUGCCCUGCUGGGCCCCUCCCAGAUCCAGUCCCUGCAGGCAGCUCAGGAGCUCUCUGUCCGCACCAUGUCUGCCCACGGGGAGUCUUGUGACUCUUUACCCGUAAACGUGCCCUCCAAGUUGGCUGCUAUCAUGGCAGGCCCAGCUGUAUCUGCCCCAGUUGUGCCACCCCUGCCCUGCAGCCUAAUGGUUCCCAGUAACUUGCCCCCGCCACCGUCCUACAUAAACUCUGCUGCCAAAGUCUCGGUGCUGCCCAGUGCUUUUCCAUCAGAAACACCAACGCCAGGCCUCGCAGUAGGAGGAGCUGCCAAGACGCCUCAUGCGCUCCACUCAGAAGAUCUCCUCUCAUCUGCCUCCUACGUGAAAGCCUGGGCUAACCCAUCAUCUGCUGCUGCCUUGGCUGUGUGUGAGCCCUCAUUACUGGCAGCCUCCUCCAUCUCUCCACUGGUAAACGUGGCCUCUUCCAUCAACACGAUACCUCAGCUAUCUACAGCAGCUUCGCCACCUGCACCAGCGCCAGCAUUGGACCGGCGCAGAGACACCGACAGCCCCGGGACCAUACGUCCUUUCCCAUCCAUCACAGAGUUCAUCGAGGACCCCGUUGCCAAGCUUGAGACCCCCGAGCGCAUCCCGACACCGCCCAAAGCUCCGAUCACUGACCUCCUUAACCCCCAGAGCACCAACGUCCUCCGACCUCCCGCUUCACCACUGGAGUCGGAGGUGGAGGAGGAGCAGGAGAACACCCGCCUGGUGUCCAUCGAGGAGUUCUUGAGACAGGACCAGGAGCCGGCUUACUGUAGGACGCAGCAGAGUUAUGCCAGAGGACCGGUGGAGCCUCCCAGUGACUACCACGCAGACAACAGCCGCUCAGACCUGUCCGACAUCCUAGAGGAGGAGGAGGAGGACCUUUACUCUGACCACCUCGGAGAAGCUCAGGCUAGAGGAUACACAGUUGGAGCCAGCAGGUUGUGCAAGUUGGAGACACCAGACAGUGAUGAGGACCUUCAUGAAAGGAUACUCAAGUUGCCUCCUCAGGCUGUCCACAACAAGCAGCUGUUCAGCAUCGCUGAGGUAACGGAGGAUGAAGACAGCAGCCUAGAGGAUCCUUCCUUCCACCACGGCAAACCUUGGCCUGGGCCUGGCCACCUUCACUCUAGAAAUUCUGCUCCCCUUCAUCGAGCUCCUCGGCACCACACUCAUCACACACACAUCCCCUCUCAGCAUCAUCACUCUAGACCUCCAGCCAAAGAGCCCUAUGUCAGACACGAGCUCCUGCAGGUCAAGCCGAAGCCGCAGCCCAGGGUGCGCUAUGCUGACACGGUGGACACAGUCAGUUACGCUGAAGACCAGAACACCAGUUUGUACGAGGGUCCCUCCAGCAGACGCGUCUCAGCCCACCCCCCUCCCAAGCUGACUUCCACCAGUAAAGAAAGAUCCCUGCUCAAAGGGCUUGGGGACCGCCUUAGGAGGGAAGCCAUGCUCAGGAGUCAGAUGGCUGUCGCCGCAAGUGCUAACCCCAACCAGGACCUCACUGCGCAGAGAACAUACCCAGACAGCAACGCGGUGAGAACUUUGAAGUCCCCCGUCAGCAGAGGAAUGGAGAUCGAUGUGGAGUAUGGAACUGACAACGAGGAGCCUGUGGAGUGCAGCGGUGGGGAGGUGGUGGUGGAGCAGAUGAGCUCUGAGUGGUGGGAGGAGGGGGCUCAGGUGGAACACUGCAGAACUGCGCACGGCCGAGUAGCAAAAGCUGAACCGAUGGAGUCCAACCAGGUCCCUCCAGCUGUGCCGGGCCCAUCGAGGGGAGCUCAGCCGGAACGUUCCUGUAAAGCUUCUUGCUCACAGACCCGAGUGUUUAAAGGUGAAUCACCAAAGACCAAAGGAGACGGUGGCGUUCGCGUCUUUGUGGCCCUUUUUCCAUAUGAUCCUGUCACAAUGUCGCCCAAUCCUGAUGCUGCUGAGGAGGAGCUGCCCUUUUCUGAAGGACAGAUUAUCAAAGUUUACGGAGAUAAGGAUGCAGAUGGGUUCUACCGAGGGGAGUCCGGUGGCCGUCUGGGCUUCGUGCCAUGCAACAUGGUGUCUGAGAUCCAAGUGGAGGACGAGGAGACCCAGCAGCAGCUCCUGCAGCAGGGCUUCCUGUCCACCACGGCCUCCAUGGACAAGAUCGGCACUCGCACACAUGCACAGCUUCCUCGUCGCCCUGUCCCGCCGCUGAAACCGAGACGGUCCAAGAAAGUGGAGUCUGCAGCACUCUGGGAGGAGAGCAUAGUUUCCUCCAGUCAAGAUCCCACCCAGACUGUUUCAGGAAAACCUACAUCUGGAGUGAACAGGAUGGUCGCCAUUUUUGAUUACGAUCCAAGAGAGAGCUCCCCCAACACCGAUAUAGAGGCGGAGCUGACUUUCAGCGCCGGAGACAUCAUUCAUGUGUUUGGUGAUAUGGACGAAGACGGUUUCUUCUACGGAGACUUGAACGGACACCGAGGCUUAGUGCCGUCCAAUUUCCUGCAGCCCGUCCCAGACAACGCUCCAGCAGAACCAGUUUACGCUCAGCCAGCACCAGAACCCAGGAAGGAAUCACUGGACACUCGGUCUUCAACAGAGCCACAAGAUCCAGGUCCCUCUACUCUAGAAGAGGCUUCGCUCCCCCCAGCGGAGCCUCUUUACCCCAAUAAAACUGAGCGUGGAGUCCUGCAAGCACAGCUGGAAGUCACAGCGUCAGGCCCGGGCCCCGUUCCAGGUCCAUCGGUGGUAGAGGCCAGCCCCGCUCCAGCCGACUCCUCUGUGCAAGCAAAGAAGAAGAAAAGCUUUUUUUCCAAAGGCAAGAAGCUGUUUAAGAAACUGGGAUCCAGCAAGAAAGAGUGAGAGCCCUGAGGACUUCCUGUUUGGGUAUCUUCCAUCAGACCUGAAUCCUCUUGAGUAACGAUACCGUUGUCUUCGAGAGUUCCUAAACCAGCAGUUCAAUACAGAAUCCUUCAGAACAUGAACGACCUGCUUCCAGCACCACAGCAUGUAGACAUGCACGUGGAAGAGAGCAGCCCAACAAAUCUAAACUUCAUCAGAUAAUUAAAACAGCAAUAAUCUUCAGAUGACGGCAGACCGCUUAUUAAGUAUUAGCUUUAACGAUUUGUGCCACGUUAUUUAUCAGAGGCUGUUCCGUCCUGAGUGGGCGGAUUUAGAAAAUACCUGCUUUUCCUGCAAACGUCUUGUCUUUAGGAGUAUUUUGUACAAUAAGAGUUUUUUAUGUGUUAGAUUUUUGUCCUGUUGGAUAACUUACUGCAUGAAGUGACAAACGCCGGGGCUGGCCUGUGGUGAGCGGCGUUUACGGUGCAUUCGUUUUACAAGAACAGGAAGCUGAUGUAUACUGUUGGCCCAGCUUCUGUGUGAGGGCUAAAAGUCCCACAAUGCAACAGUUUGUGAUGUUUUAGAGUUGGUUUGAGAGCAAAAGGCAAGAAAAGUUUUAAGUGUGUGUGUGUGUGUGUGUGUGUGUGUGUGUGUGUGUGUGUGUGUGUGUGUGUGUGUGUGUGUCCACAGUGUAUGGUUAAACUCAAAACUGAUGCCUUUGUUGGAGAAUUUGUUGUUCUUUACGGCCUAAGUGUGCGUGUGUGUGUGCACGCGUGUGUGUGUGAGAAAGCUGAGCAGGCAAACAGAAGAGCACCUGACCAGAUAAGAAUAGGGAAUACACAUGAAGUUUAUUUCCUUUCUAAAACCCAAAAAGGUGGUGUCAGUGUUCCUGGAUAAUGUGAAUUAUUCAUCAGGAGGGCUGGAUUUGGCAUCAGCCAGUUCAAAAACUCUUCGACGUUGUUUUUUAGAAAGUUUCUGACUUUGGCGAGAGAUGUUCUCAAAGUUUCUUGAAUAGCUGUUGUUUGUUGGUUCAAAUGUAUGUUUGAGUCUCAAAAAUGCAGCCCAGGAUGAGUUACUUGAAUCGGUUGAUCAUCGAGCCCCAGCUUCACCGAGUUUUCCAGACGGCCUCCGUUUAUUAUCUUGAAAAUGAGCUCAUAUUCCAGCGAGGAGGAGGAUGUGGUUGCUGCGUGGACCAUAGUGUCAAUGGGGGACUCCCUCGGCCUAUGAAGGGCACAUGGGAGCUCCUGGUAGUGAAGUCACGUUAGACAAAACACAAAAAUGAUAUUUUUCAGACUUGAUUACAAAUUUGAUCCCCGCAACGACUCCUAAAAAUAUAAAACGGGAAAUCUCGAACGCUGAAGCAAGAGAAUGUACAUGAAAAUUGGUCGAGCUGACCUUAAAUCCUCAUGUUUAGAUUUCUAAAAUCGUGUCUGCUCUGUAAGGAUAAGGGUAACAUCUGAGGCUUCUGGUCAACAGCCUGUCAGCUGUUAGGAUAGAAUUAGAUCUGAAUGAAACUCGUUGAAUGUUUAUUUUGUUUGUCUCGUCUUCAAAUGUUCAUCAGCUAACAGGAACAUCACUUCCUGGAACUGCAUUUAAUCUGAGUAUUUGCACUGAAGGCUUGUGGCACUUACUUACUUACUGUACUGUGAUAGACUGCAAUAAUUUAUUCAUGUUCCCUCUCUCUCUCCUCUGUGUGAGGACAAUAAUGACAUUCUUCUUGCAGUGCGUUCAUAUUUAAGCGAAACCGCGUACAGCAGACAUCUCUUAGCAUAUGCAGUGUAGUGAUUAGUCCUUCUCUCUUUUGCACCAUAAAGCAUGACAAUAGUUUGUUAAACAGAAUCGUUUGACGUUGGCACCAGAUGAUUAGAGUAUUAGACUCAUUUUGUGUUGUUUAGAGGAGAUUUUGACUCUCGUGUAUAAACGUUAGCAGGCGGAUGUGAAGAGCGAGUCGCUCCUCUGGUUGUUUUUUAGCCGCCAGUCCACGCCGUCUCUCCAAAAGCAGCAGAAUCUGCCAAAAAUGUCGGUGCUUUGCUCGUUACCACAGCUGUGAGAGGCCAGAGUCGUGUCCUUGUUUUUGUUCGUCUUUCGUUGAAUUUUAUGAUUGAAGUUGGACUCUGAUGUAUUUAUUUAUUUAUCGUUGUGAAUGUUGUCAGUGAUGCAUAAAAGGGAGCCAAGAAUCAAAGGGAACAGACACUUUAGGUGUGAAACAGCCAGGAUGGCAGCACUGUAUGUUUGGUUUAUUUAUUUUUAUUCUGUUCACUCUCACAAACGGGGCCUGGGUAGAGCAAGUGUUUGUGUCCGCCGGCCUUCGAUGCACAAGUAGUCCUCAUCCUGUGUGGUGUUCUAACCCAGGUCGUCAUGUUCUGCCUUAAAGACCUGGAUGAGUUUCAGACGUGUUUGUUUACAGGAUGCUUAUCGACCACAUGCAUGUUUCCAUGUUCUGCCUUAUUCAUGCUGCCGUGUGUGUGUGUGUGUGUGUGUGUGUGUGUGGGACUUUUGUUUCUUUCCUUAUCUGCAUUCAUUGUCUGAAACCCACGUAAGCUUUUAUAUAUAAAUAUUUAAAUAUAAAUUGUUUUUAUGACCUUUUUUGGAAUCUCAUCUGUACAUAUUUUUUGUCAGGUUUUUAUUUUGUUUUUAUUUAUUUUAUUGUUUUGCAUGUCCGAGCAGUGUUGUUGAUGGAGGACUGUUACCCACUGAUGUAGAGGACUUCUUGACUUGAAAUCGUGGUGAAUUCUUUCAAAAUGGAACUUUUUACUGGAAUAAAGUACAUUUAUUUUCACAGAAAAAAA
Molecule: messenger RNA, 10259 nt
Organism: Nothobranchius furzeri (turquoise killifish)
Lineage: Eukaryota; Metazoa; Chordata; Actinopteri; Cyprinodontiformes; Nothobranchiidae
Product: RIMS-binding protein 2
Molecular function (GO): protein binding
Source: RefSeq, a predicted model, not a curated record